Physella acuta is the source of this 4728-nucleotide messenger RNA. RefSeq lists its product as uncharacterized. Gene Ontology annotation, cellular component: plasma membrane. NCBI's taxonomy places the organism in Eukaryota, Metazoa, Mollusca, Gastropoda, Physidae. The record is from RefSeq and is a predicted model, not a curated record. Gene Ontology annotation, biological process: potassium ion transmembrane transport; regulation of membrane potential. Gene Ontology annotation, molecular function: voltage-gated potassium channel activity.
GCGCAGGUGACAGGAUAUCCGCUUACGUCAGAAAUUUGGGCGGGGCAGGCUUGGAUUACAUGACAUCAGUAUGCCGCAGAAGAGGAACGCCACGUCAUCACAGAACACGUUCCUGGACACCAUAGCAACCAGAUUCGAUGGCAUCCACAGCAACUUUGUCCUGGGUAACGCCCAAGCCAGCGGCUGGCCUAUCGUCUACUGCUCAGAUGGCUUCUGUGAGCUCACCGGCUACUCACGCGCCAAUGUCAUGGCCAAGGGUUCCGGCUGCCGGUUCCUGUACGGCACGGACACCAGCGAGACGGAGACGGCCAAGAUACAGGAGGCGCUAGAGGAGAAGCGUGAGCUGAAGACGGAACUACACCUGUACCGCAAGAAUGGGACGCCGUUCUGGUGCCUGCUGGACAUCGUACCCAUCAAGAACGAGAAACGUGACGUCGUUCUGUUCCUGGUGUCUCACAAGGACAUCACUAAAGAGAAGGAUAAAGAGCACCACGCCGACUCCCCGACGACGAAGAGCGACAGCGAGGAAUCCUCAGAUGACGACAACGACAACGACGACGAUCCUAUGCCCGAGAACUACGACUACGGCAGACGACGUAGUCGGGCAGUGCUGUACCACAUCAGUGGGCAGCUGAACAAACACAACAAGGCUAAGAGUAAACUACAGCAGCUUAAUAGGCUCGCAUCCCAGAUGCCCGAAUAUAAGGUACAGGAAGUCAAGAAGUCACGCUUUAUCAUCGUGCAUUACGGGAUAUUCAAGAUAGGCUGGGAUUGGUUGAUACUGUUGUGUACAUUCUAUAUCGCCAUCAUGGUGCCAUUUAACGCGGCCUUCAGGAAGAACGGCAGGAUUAAAGACUUCAUGUAUAUAGACGCUGGCGUGGAGGUGCUGUUCGCUAUUGACAUCUUCCUCAACUUUAGAACGACGUUCCUGAACAAGAGCGGGCAGGUGGUCUACGACUCCAGGCUCAUCGUGCUGAACUACAUCAAGGGCUGGUUUCUCCUUGACCUUCUGGCCGCCAUACCCUUUGACCUCAUGUACGCCUUCAGCGUGGAGACGGUACGAGAUGGAGAUUCCAUCACAAACAUGGCGACCAUGGUGCACCUGCUGAAAGUGGCCCGGCUGCUCCGGCUGGCCCGGCUCCUACAGAAGCUGGAGCGGUACAACCAGUACAGCGUCCUGGUGCUCGCCCUACUCAUGUGCAUGUUCGCCCUACUGGCGCACUGGCUCGCCUGCAUCUGGUACGCCAUUGGCAAGGCCGAGCUGGAUGAGAACGACGGGAACUGGUCCAUAGGCUGGCUGUACGAGCUGUCCGAGCGACUGGACAACAAGAUAUUCAACAAGUCAGAGAACAUUCCAGAUAUGAUGACGUCAUACCUAACCGCACUCUACUUCACCUGCUCCAGUCUCACCAGCGUCGGGUUCGGCAACGUCUCGGCUAACACUAACGCUGAGAAAAUUUUCUCUGUCUGCGCCAUGUUGGUGGGAGCCAUCAUGCACGCCGUUGUGUUCGGUAACGUGACCACCAUCAUCCAGCGCAUGUACGCGCGCCGCGCCACCUUCCACUCCAAGACAAAGGACCUGAAGGACUUCUUCCGUAUCCACCACUUCCCCAAGCCACUCAAGCACCGGAUGAGGGACUACUUCCAGGCUAUGUGGUCUAUUAACAACGGCAUCGAUUUUAAGGAGAUCCUGAAAGAUUUUCCCGAGGACAUGAGGGGAGAGAUUGGGCUACACCUGCACCGAGAGAUCCUGUCCCUACCCAUCUUUCAGCUGGCACCCCCGGGGUGUCUCAAAUCUGUCUCGUUACAGACAGAGAGAUUCGUCUGCGGGCCAGGAGAGUUUAUCUUACAUAAGGGUGACGCGGUCAACUACCUGUACUACGUCUGUAGUGGCAGCAUGGAGGUGCUAAAAGAUGAGCAGGUGGUGGCCAUCUUGGGUAAAGGUGACAUCUUUGGCACUGACCUUGACUAUGACGACCCCGUGAGCAUCAGCGGAUGUGACGUCAGGUCUCUAGCCUACUGUGAGCUGCUGUGCAUACAGGUCAAAGGUCUGGUCGAGUCCCUGCUGCUCUACCCUGACUACGCCGAGACCUUCAACACGGAGCUGCCCAAUGACCUCACCUACAACGUCAGGGAGGGUCACGAGGACCACAGUGACGACGAGUCGUCCACCGCCGCCCCUGUCAUCACCCUCCCCUCCAUAUCUGAGGACGAAGAAGAAGAAGACGAUGAAGAGGACAAUAACAACGACCUCAACUCCAAGAAACGACCCAAGCCCGUCCGCAUCAAGGACGACAACGACGACGACGCCAGUGACGUCAGAGGUAACACGCAGUUGUCCCCCUUGCUGACCCAGUUUAACCGCGACCAGACGAGCAGCGAUUGGUUGGCUAGUCGGGGGCGGAUGCCGAACGGCCACAUUGGUGCCGCUAUUGGCAUGCGAUUGGCCAGCCAGCAGAAUAAACUAAAGGAGUGGAUAUCUAGAGCUAGGAAAAGGGACGACGCCCCGGCCGGGCCUGCCGCCUACCCUCUGGUGUCUUCUGUGCCCACCACCCCCACCCAGGUGGCCAGCCACGCCCCUACGAGGGUGAAGCCAGCGGCGCCCCCCAUUCUCUCGGCUCUAGCACUCAGGAGAACGGCCUCGACUGGGCCUCGGCUCAUCCACAGGCGGGCACGUGACAAGCUAAAGCCAUGCAGGACUCUACCGACACUCAACAGCGUGGCAUCAGACCGGUCAGUCGAACAGGUCAUGGUACACACGCUACAGAUGGAGCUCGAGGGCACACGUGAUUCGGUCAUCGGCCUUGAGCGACGGCUGGAUGACCUUCACGACGACCUGUCGACCAUUUCCCGGAACGUCAACAGCCUGCUGCGUCUGGUGUCCCAGAACUCCUCGCCCAGCAACAUCUACCUGUCCAGCAACAGCCUGCAGCCGUCGUACAACCCCUCCCCCUCCCCCAACCCCAACCUGUACCCGGCCCCCAGCUUCUACUUCAGUCAGUCCACGGACGGUGACACCCGGGACACGGUCAGCCUGCAGUCGACGUCCUCCCCCGCCCCGGACUGGCCAGGGUACCUCUCACACAACCGCGACCAUUUCCUGAGCCCAUUCCACUCGUCUAAACUAGGGAUCAACAACGGGGUUGGAUCCCCUAGCCCUCUAGCAAGCCCUCGGAUCAACUACAGCCCCAGCCCGCUACUCAACCACUUCCCUUCCUUCAACAGAAACGGUGGUUUGGGUUUGAACCCCGCUAGCGAUCGAAUCCCGGCAGCUCAAACGUCGCACGAUCUAAGAGGAGAUAAAUCCGGCAGUAUACGACAUUUACACUCGCCCGGCCCGCGGUGUGAUAAACUCACCUCCCUUAGCCAGACUUCAGUUUCCCCCUCGGCCUUGACCUCCAGCUCCAUAUCCCAGGGGUCAACCGUCAUCGACAUGGACGCGCUGACCUCCCCGCUCAAAAACCCCACCCGCAGACCAUCCAACCUAUCCCCCCUGCAGUCACGCCGGGCUAAAUCCCUCUUCUCUAAACCCGCUCGCUCACUCCCCGAGCAACCCAACCCUAAACCCGUUGAACCCUGCGUGGCCGCCACCUCCACCUCCGCCUCCCUCUCCCUGAGCCCCGCCAGCGAGAAAGCCCUGAGCCCGCUCACCCUAGACACCAACACCUUCCAGAACCAGUACUACCACCUCACCCAGUUGGAACCCUGCGAUGCCAGAUCAGGCCUCUGCGAGAAAGCCAGCGCUCUACGACUCUCAGACAUGGACCUCUCAUUUUCAUCACCCUCGCCUCAAUUCGAUACAAACAUCACGGGCGAUUCCAACCCUUUACCCAACAAACAAACAGUCGGCGGUAUCGAUGCCAAGCUCACAUCACCGUCAACGAUACCUAAACAUAAACGGAAGUCAGCUCUGUCAAGAAGCGGAAGUAAAUCUUCUCUCAGCUCGUCGCACUCCGCGACAAAACUCAACAAAACUGUCUCGUUCUCCUCCAGCGCUUCAAGCAAACCCACCUCCCCCGGGACCCCAGCUGACCGCACAAGCUCCGCCUCCCUGCCCAUCCUGGCAGGCCUCACACCCCCGCCACAGACUCACACACCUCUGAUACCUUCGCCCUCUUCCCACAAGGUCAAAGGUCGAUCACCUUGCAGCCCGGACGACCUUGAGUUCAUCGACGCCGACGCCGCCUCAGAAAAAUACCCUCUUCUCCUCUGCCCGAGCAAAACGCACAGCCCGUCUCUGUCGCAACUUCCGGUUUUAACCCCGCCCUCGUUGGACACCAAGAGGUCAAGGUCAGCCUCCACGUCUGCCAUUGGUCCAAAUUAUUCCAACCAAACCAACCGGCCAACGAAACGCCUGGAAAUAUUCUCGCCGUUUCCGGACCCUCUAACCGGAAAUGAUACCCCAGUUAUCGCCCCUCUCAGCCAAGCCGAGUCGGCAUCCGACCUGGACUUGACAAAAGAAAACUUGACGUAAAAAAAUCGGACACGUGACCUAGACCCGUAUCACGUGGUUAGGGUCUACACUGAUUACCAUCACUACCAUUUUAUCGUGUGAAACUUUAAAAUUAGCGUCAAUUAUUCUCAAAAUUAUUACACCUUUGAACUGUGUAAUUAUAAUUCAUCGAUGAUCACCUUACUAAUGCGUAUGUUCAUUUCUCAAUUUUUAUCAACUACUGUUUAUGAAAAAUGAAACUCAUUGUGAUAAAUAUUUGCCGUUCUUAAUUACCU